Messenger RNA from Phalacrocorax carbo (great cormorant), 4073 nucleotides. Lineage: Eukaryota; Metazoa; Chordata; Aves; Suliformes; Phalacrocoracidae. The record is from RefSeq and is a predicted model, not a curated record.
CUCCCGCCAGCCGCAUUCGCCGCCGCAGCGCGACGAGGGAGCUGGAUGGUCUGAAAAGAGGAGGUGUGGGCCUCUCUGAGGAGCCCCGGCACUACCAGUGAGGCAGCAGCAUGCUGGCUCCAAAGAAAGGCCUGCUGUGCAACCUCAACCACAUCCAUCUGCAGCACAUCUCCCUGGGGCUGCACCUCUCCCGGCACCCGGAGCUCCAAGAAACCUCUGUCUCCAUGGGUGGAGAAGACCAGACUGGCUGUAGCGACUGCCCCAAGAACUGUGAGCAAGUGGAUGCCAAUUCCAACAAUCCCUCUUUGAAAUGCCGGUGUUGCGAGUCCCACACUCAGCAGCCAGUGACGUUGGGUCUCCAGAACCAGGCAGCUCAAGACGAUUUUCCCUACCUGCAUGCUGGGGAGGAGGUGGCUUCCCCUUGUGAUCCCCCUUGUGAUCUGGCUUCCUCGUCCUCCUCUGUCAGCAGCUGCUCAGAUUUCAGCUUGGAUGACUCCCCGGUCUCUGUGUACUGCAAGGUGUUCUCCAGAGAAGAGUCCCAAUCCCCUGAAAAUCAGCCCACCAUUAUUCCCAUAGAAGAUGCCCAGGAUGGCCAGCUGUUGGCUGACCGCAGUAGGAUGUGUGAUGGAAGAGACGCCAACCUCAACCCCACAGUGCUCCAGAGAUCGGAGGCCCUGGCUGGAGAGAGCCCAGACAGCCUCUGCAGCAGCACCUCACUUGACUCCCAGUGUGAUGAGACCUCUCCCAGUGCAGUGGUGCAGGAGACCACCAGCAUCUGUGCCACCCUAGACCCUAACUGCAACUCCCUCCCCAACCCUGAUGCCGCGCCUCCGGCACCGCCUGCACCAGGACGCAGACCAGGCGUGGCCUGUGAUCGGGCAUGGGAUCCCAGUCCAAGCAGCGCUCCCGAGCCACGGCCCCGGGCUGGCAGCAUCCCCCCGCCUGUGCCCCCCCGACCCCGGAGACGACUGCAGGUUCUCAAUGCACACAGAGCGGAGCAGCCGCUCCUGCCUGCGCAGCUGGAGGAGCCAAAGCCCAGCUCAGGUGACCUUUGCAGAGAUGCGGGCAAGAAGACCAUCACCUCCUUCCAUGAGCUUGCCCAGAAGAGGAAGAGGAACGCUGCUGGGCCUACUCUUGCCCAGGCCAGGCCUGACCAGAGCGACUGGCUGAUUGUAUUCUCACCUGACACAGAGCUGCCGCCCCCCAGUGAGCUCCUCUCCAGCGCCAUGGGCCAGGAGCCAGCCCAGCCCCAGCUCCAGCACGACUGGCCAGCAAAACCGCCCAGCUCCAGGCAGAGAGAGGUGACCACAUUCAAGGAGCUGCGGUACCGCAGUGCUUCCAACAAGCCUAAGGGCCAGCCAGCUGGCGAGCGGGCAGAGCUGGUGGCAUCUCAGCACCCAUCUGCACCCCUUGAGAUGGCCAUAGGCAGUGACGGCUCAGGCUGGAUGCCACCUGUGCCUCUGGGCGGACACAUGCUGGCCCCUAUGGAAAGCUACCAGCUGAAGAGGCGGAGAUCCCGGCCAGGACUGCAGCCCAUUGCCGAGGGACAGCCAGUGGACGCGGAGGAAGGGGGGCUUCCACUGCAAAGCUGCCUCCCAGGAGAGAAGGGGCUGGGCUCCGGUUGUGAUAAUGACACCCUGGUUUGGAGGCUUGGCGGCCCUGGUGGGGACACCUGGGUGCCAGGGACGGUUGAGAGAGGAGACGAGACCUGCAAGGAGGCCAGGCCCUCGCCGUCCGCCGCCGGAGCCGCCCCGGGCGCAGCCCGGCCUGGCGGGGGAAGCACGGAGGGAGCCCGCCGCCCCCGCGGGGAGCAGAAGAAAGCCCUGCUGAUCGCCGUCAGCACCGCUGUGGAUAAGAUUAUCGCCCACUUCAGCACCGCGCGGAACCUGGUGCAGAAGGCCCAGCUGGGAGACAGCCGGCUCAGCCCAGAUGUGGGUUACCUGCUGCUGCACACCCUCUGCCCUGCGCUUUACGCCUUGGUGGAGGAUGGGCUGAAGCCAUUCCAGAAGGAUGUUAUCACAGGCCAGAGGAAAAAUUCCCCCUGGAGUGUGGUGGAAGCCUCUGUGAAGACAGGCCCCAACACCCGCUCUCUCUACUCCCUGUGCUGGCACGUGGCUGGGCUGGCCCCUCUCAACAGCACCAGGCAGAAGUUUCAUGCCUUUAUCCUCGGCCUUUUGAACAUUAAGCAGCUGGAGCUGUGGAUCUCUCACCUGCAGAAGAGCCCAGGUGUAAUCUCCAUGCUGUAUUCACCCAUGGCCUUCUUCGCCCUGAGUCAAGGCCCUCUUCCUCACCUCGCUGAUGAACUGCUGCUGCUCAUCCAGCCCCUCUCAGUGCUGACUUUCCAUCUUGAUCUGCUCUUUGAACACCACCACCUCUCCGUCGAUGUAAGACCCUUGUCCUGUCGGCUGGAGUCAUCCCUGUCCCCUGCCCAUCACGCCGCUCAGGCUCGGGGGGCUGUGCAGCCUUCUCUGGAGGGCCAAAGCACUGCUGCAGGGGCAAGCCUGGAAGAUGAGAUCCCCCCUGAUAGCCUGGGGAGGGCAGCCGAUGCAGAGGACAGCACAAGGUCCCAGGCAGCUGUGCGCGGGCUGGUCCCUGGCCCCCAGGUGGGGGCUGCCCUGCAGCAGACCUUCCAGCACGUGCUGCGGUGGGGGGACCAGCUCAGUCGCACUUUCCUGGGAGCUGACAGCUCCCCAGAGAUCCACAGGCCUGAGGAAGGCCCUCGGGACACCGGGGCUGGCCUCAGUGGCUGGUGGGGCCAGCUGAGCCAGGCCUCCAGGGUUUAUGCUGCUCCUAGCAAGGAAAAGUUCCCCUUCAUCUGGUGGACAAGGCUGCGGACGGCGGCGGGGGAUUCCAGCCCUGGCCAGGCUGCGCGACCCCACGGAUCUGUGAAUGAGCCUAGAGGCACGGAGCUGCAGCUCCUUCAGACCAAAGCUGCCCCAGAACUCUCCAGUCCAAAGUCCAGCAGCAGUGCUGACACCUCUGCAACCUCUUCCCCUGAAGACCUCAUCCUGCCCGCUGGAGCUGGAGCACCCACCAAACCAGAUGAUCCUGCUUCUGGAGAGAAACUCCUGGGUGCUUCCCCAGAGCCUCGUGCGAAUAGGAACGGGGCAGCCCCUUCUGACACGGAGGCUGGGGGUCCUCUGUGUCCUGACAAGGGCAGCUGGCUGGGCCGGCUCUUUGGAGCCACCAGCCCCUCUGCCAGGAGCUUCCCUCCCAGUCCUGACACCGUCUCAGCUAGGUCCAGGAGACCCUCUAGCUGGCUGUCCCCCAGCACACGUGUCCUGGCCAUGAUGGUGAAGGGGCUGGCGUCUGAGAAGACCUGUGAUCAAGAAGAGCCGGAGGGGAAUGCAUCCAGUGUGCCCCAGACCCACAGGGCAGUUCGGGCGCUGUGUGAUCACACAGGCACUGCUGACGGUCACCUGAGCUUCCAAAAAGGGGACAUCCUGCAGCUGCUCUCCACUGUGGAUGAAGACUGGAUCCACUGCUGCCAUGGAAACAGCACUGGCCUAGUUCCUGUCAGCUACACAUCCCUGAUUUUGUGAGGAGGCGGAGGAGAUCUGAGGAAGCAGCUGAGCUUGCCGAAGCAGGUGUCAUUUCCAGGAAGGACCAUCUCCUGCCACUUCUUCACCACCUUCGGGGCCGGCGGUUCUGCAGGGGACCCUGCCCUGGUGCCCGUUGCUGCUGCUUGUUCGCAUGACGUUACCACCUGCUGUGGGUGCGUCCCGUGAGCCACCGCUGCGCAUGGCCCUGCAGAGCUGCUGGCACUUCGCUGUGGCCCCCGUUUGGGACCUGCUCUCACUCGUGUUUCCUCAGUUGCUGCCCACGCCUGUGCCAGGGCAGGGGAGGACCCUGUCCCUGCGUGGCGCUCACAGUUCUGUGUGUCGUCUCUGUGCCGUUGUGUCCUGCCACCACUGCCACCUCCAAGUGCCCUGCUUCGCCCCGUGGCUGGGGCUGGUGGCCAAGGCCACCUGUGCGCAGUCCCAGCACUCUGUAAAUACUUGUAACCACAGGAACGAGCUUAUUCCGGGGUGGGGGGUGCGAAAAAGCUGGAAAUAAAGGUUGUGACUCACGUG